AUGCAUUUAGCCCCACCCGGAACUACCCCUUUGGUGCCAGAGCACCCAGCCCCGGAGGUGCUUGUCUACUGCAAUGAGCCCCACCCUUGGUCUGCUCUUCAGCCCCAGGGAGAAGAGAGCCUCCGGACCCUGGUGGGGACCGAAGGGGACAGCCUCCUGCUAAUGGACCUCAAUACCACUGAGACCGAGGCCUCUGAGCCAUGGGACUAUGUCCUUGUGGCUGAUCGUUGCACCCAGAGAAACCCCAGGCAGGUCCAGUGGCAGCAGCAGUUCCUGGAAGAGCUCGAGAGGAAGGGUUUCUGCUACAAGGCGAGGGAGGACCAGGAGAAGGUGUUCUUUGGGAUCCGAGCUGACAACCGGGUCUUUGAGCGGUACCGCAGACUUCUCAUGGACCCCGAGGCUACCGCCCCCAGAGGGGAGCUGGCCAGGCCAACUUCCAUCCCAGCCACCACCAGAAUCCGAAUUGUCCACUUUGUGCUGAACAGCAAGAUGGCAGCUGGUGACACGCUCCAGGAAUUGGUGAAGGAUGGGGUCUUUGAGGCCGGGUUUCCCCUACACAAGGGGGAGGAAGACCUAAAGUGGAAAUGGGCCCGGUGGAUAAACAUGUUCCAAGAGCAGCCAAUUGGUGACAUCAGGAACUACUUCGGUGAGAAGGUGGCCCUGUACUUCGCCUGGCUCGGCUGGUACACCUACAUGCUGGUGCCCGCCGCGGUGGUGGGCCUCAUCAUCUUCCUGAGCGGGUUUGCCCAUUUCGAAGCCAGCCAGAUCAGCAGGGAGAUCUGUGAGGCCCACGACGUCUACAUGUGCCCUCGCGGCGACCACAACCCCAGGUACCAGCGGCUCUCAGAAACCUGCGCCUUCGCCAAGCUCACCCACCUCUUCGACAACGAGGGCACCGUGCUGUUCGCCAUGUUCAUGGCGCUGUGGGCCACCGUGUUCCUGGAGUUGUGGAAGCUGGAGCGAGCCCGUGUGGUCCUGCAAUGGGACCUGUACGGGUGGGACGAGGACCAGGAGGAAAUGGCACUGGGGCUCACUGCCUGCCCUGACUACCAGCCCCGGCUGCACCAGCACUCCUACAUGCGGAGUACCGUCAUCCUCCUGCUGUCUCUGUUGAUGAUCUGCCUGAUGAUAGGCAUGGCCCACGUCCUGGUGAUCUACCGCGUCCUGGCCGCUGCCCUUUUCAGCUCCGCCUUGCCCUUCCUGGGGGAGCAGGUGACCACGGCCGUGGUGGUGACCGGGGCCCUGGUUCAUUAUGUGAGCAUCCUCGUCAUGACCAAGAUCAACAAAUAUGUGGCACUGAAGCUUUGUGACUUUGAGAAGCCCAGGACCUUCUCAGAGCGAGAGAGCAAGUUCACCAUCAAGUUCUUCACUCUGCAGUUCUUUGCUCACUUCUCCUCCCUUAUCUACAUCGCCUUCAUCCUGGGCAGGAUCAACGGUAACCCCGGGAAGUCCGUGCGCCUGGCAGGGCUGUGGAAGUUGGAAGAGUGCCAUCUCAGCGGCUGCAUGAUGGACCUGUUCGUGCAGAUGGCCAUCAUCAUGGGUCUGAAGCAAACGCUCAGCAACUGCAUGGAGUACCUGGGCCCGUGGCUGGCCCACAAGUGUCGCUCCAUGCGAGCCACGUCCCAGGACCCCGAGCUGAGGCACUGGCAGCGCAACUACCGCCUGAACCCCGUCAACACCUUCAGCCUGUUCGAGGAGUUCAUGGAGAUGAUGAUCCAGUACGGCUUCACCACCAUCUUCGUGGCCGCCUUCCCGCUCGCCCCGCUGCUGGCGCUCUUCAGCAACCUCGUGGAGAUCCGCCUGGACGCCAUCAAGAUGGUCUGGCUGCAGCGGCGCCUGGUGCCCCGCAAGGCCAAGGACAUCGGGACCUGGCUGCAGGUGCUGGAGAUCAUCGGCGUGCUGGCGGUCAUCACCAACGGGAUGGUCAUUGCCUUCACGUCUGAGUUCAUCCCCCGAGUGGUGUACAAGUACCGCUAUGGCCCGUGCCGACAGGGGGCCCACCCUGCAGUCGACUGCCUCACGGGCUACGUCAACCACAGCCUGUCCGUGUUCUACACCAAGGACUUCCAGAAUCCUGUUGAAAUAGAGGGCUCAGAGAAUGUGACCAAAUGCAGGUACCGGGACUAUGGCACCGCUCAGAACUCCAGCUUCACUGAGCAGUCCUGGUUCCUCCUGGCCAUCCGCCUGGCCUUCCUCAUCCUCUUUGAGCACGUGGCCUUAUGCGCCAAGCUCAUUGCUGCCUGGUUUGUGCCUGAUGUGCCUCAGUCGGUGAAGAAUGAAGUCCUGAAGAAGAAGCACCAGAGACUUAGGGAGGCGGGGCUGCCGGGGCCUGGGGGUUUAGGAGCGGGAGUCAAGGCAGGCUUCCUAGAGGAAGACAAAGAGCUUGGGAGGAGGAGCAGAACCGCACCAGGUGCUCCUGAGGACGGUGGAAUUUCCGAGGAGUUCCUGGGGCACCGAGACUCUCGGGGCUGGUCGGGCCGGUUUGGCCUCUGCCCCGAGGCGCGGCGGCCGCGGCUCCAGGGGGCCGAGCGCAGGACCUUCUUGAACACCAGCCUGAGGCUCGAAGCAGGACAGUUGGGUCCGCCCUCGCCCCGGCUGCUGGGCGGAGCUGCACCUGCCACCGUCGCUGGGGCUGUCGCCGCUGCGCACCUGGCCCAGGUGCGGUUCCGCAGGAAGCGCCUCGGAGCCGAGCCCGCUGCCCGCGUCGCCCAGAAGCCCGAGCUCACCCUCGUUCCGGCCCCUCCGGCCUUGCGGGGGCGAGGGCGGCUCUUCCCGCUCCGCCCGACUUGGCCCUCGGCCAGGAGAGGGAAGAGCAGCGCCAAGGCGCGGAGGGACCCCGCCUCCGCCCCAAAGUUGGAGCCCAGGCCCGAGGCCUCCCAGGGCGCCGGGGGCGGACGGAGAAACCUGCUGGAGCCGCUGCGCACCUGUGUCCGGGCGGAGCUACAGCCAUCCACGCGCCCCGCCCUUCCGUGCGCGCCCCCGACCCGUCCGCCCCCGCGCCCCCCAAACGGCUCACCCCACCCGGAGGGCGGUGGUACUAACGCCCCUCCGGGAAGGCGGAGCGCGGGUGUGGGGUGUGUGGCGGGCCCGGGGGUGCAGGAGGGGGCCUUUCGGCUCGCGGGGCCACAGCGCUUUGUGCAAGUUCUUUCCUUCGGGACAGACGUCCGGGGAUGA
Messenger RNA from Kogia breviceps (pygmy sperm whale), 3174 nucleotides. RefSeq names its product anoctamin 9 (gene ANO9). Gene Ontology annotation, cellular component: plasma membrane. Gene Ontology annotation, biological process: chloride transmembrane transport. Gene Ontology annotation, molecular function: chloride channel activity; protein dimerization activity. The record is from RefSeq and is a predicted model, not a curated record. Lineage: Eukaryota; Metazoa; Chordata; Mammalia; Artiodactyla; Physeteridae.